Messenger RNA from Elgaria multicarinata webbii, 1132 nucleotides. RefSeq names its product polyamine-modulated factor 1-binding protein 1-like. The coding region runs from base 511 to 1038 and encodes 175 amino acids. Lineage: Eukaryota; Metazoa; Chordata; Lepidosauria; Squamata; Anguidae. The record is from RefSeq and is a predicted model, not a curated record. Gene Ontology annotation, biological process: spermatogenesis. The transcript is spliced from 10 exons.
AAGGAGAAGUCUGCGGAGCUGCUGGGCAUCCGUGGCAGCCUUGAGUGCGCCCAGCUGCAGCUGCAGCAGCAGACGGCGGAGGUGCUGCAGCAGGAGGCGGCCCUGUCCCAGCUGCACACAGAGCUGCACGUGGCGCAGGAGAGGGAGCAGCAGCGCAGCCAAGCCCUGGCGGCCACCAAGAGCCUGGCGCAGGAGCUCAGAGGGCAGCUGGCCUCCUGCCAGGCCAGCCAGAGGGCACUGGGGGAGCAGCUAGAACAGAGAACGCGGGAGGCGACCGGCCUGCAGGCGGAAGUGCAACUGGCCCAGCGCAAGGCAGCGCGCCUGGAGGAAGAGCUUGCGGAGUGCCGGGCGCAGGUGCAGCAGCUGAGAGCUGCGCAGCGGGAGCGGGAGCAGGAGGUCUGCAGCGCUCAAGAGCAGGCGGCUGAACUGGGGGGCCGAGCGGAGCACUGGCAGGAAGAGCACCGGGCGGCUGCACUGGCCCUGGCGGGGAAGGACGAGGAGCUGGUGGUGAUGAAAGUGGAGCUGGCCUCGCUGGAGGAGAAGUGCCACAGCGCAACGGAGGAGAGGGAAGAGCUGCAGCACGAGGUCAACCUCCUCCGGCAGAAAUUCGUUGUCUCCAGCCAGGAGGUGGAAGCCCUGCAGACAGCCCUGGAGACGGCCCGGUCCGACAGCCGCCGGCUGCACCACGAGAGCGAACUGGUGGUGGCCAACGUCAGCCAGUGGGUGAAGGAGCAGAAGCAGGUGAAUGAGAAGCUGGGCCACAAGAUCCGAGACCAGAUCAAGCACAUCGCUCAGCUUACCGGCGAGAAGGACCACCUCCACGGACUGUUGGAGAGACUCCAGCAAGAGAACAAGCGGCUGAAAACGGAAGUGGAUGAGCGGCGUAUUGCGUGUGAGCGCCUCAAGGCUCUCCACAGCAGUGAUCCGGACCCCCGUGCCGUCCCGUGCCCGCCUUGGCCCACGCUGCCAGCAGGCCCCUCUCAGUGUUCGGGCCGGAGACGAAGCGAGGCGUUCGCCACCCAAUGGCACCUGUCCUAGCUCUUCCGUAGCUGCUGACCACCAUUCCUCCCCACCCACAGCAGCAGAGGCCACGUCUGCCUGGCCCAGCUCCAGCAGAGGAUGCCUGGGCCGG